AGGCCCGGCUUUGACGGACCCGCAGCGCACACACACAGACAGCUUUUCCUCGGCCUUCGGAAGAAGACCUGUCCUUUAUCUAUCGAAUCAUCCAUUCAAUUCAUUCAUUAUACAUCGACGCCUCUCUUAUAGAGCAGGCGCUAGUAGCACACGAUCCUUCGCCCAGAGACGAAGCAGCAAGGGGAGAGCAGAAGCGAGCAGGACCUAGAGGACCGACUGUGGCCGGGCGUGGCCGUGGCCCAGAGGUUGUUCAUAUUUAAGCGGCGAGUAGAGAAGGAGACGCCGUCACUUGGACGAGUGAUCGGAGCUGUAGUUGAGCAUCAUUUCGAUCCGUGGAAAUUGCCAGUGUAGGAGUGUGUGUCUCGUCGCCAGGACAGUGGCUCGGGCUCCGGGUUCCGAAAUGAGGGCACAGUCACAGUGAAGGGAGGACUCGCUCGUCUCGCCAUAGAGGCAUUGGCAUCGUUUCAAUGUGUGCCGACGAAAACAGCCGAAAAUUCCCAUCACACUAAUCCGCCCGGAGAACCACAUGAAUUUGGUAGCUGAAGUCACCUCAUCGAGGGGUCGAAUAAUCUCUCCUAAAACAAGGCUUAAAAUCCUAGCUUGAGGUUUGUCGAGUUCCCUUCCCGUCGGGCCGGAACAGCUCGACUAGUCGAGAUUACUGGCCUUCGCGGAGGAGUGUGUUCUCUCGAACAUUGCCCUGCAUCAAGAUUACAAUUGAGGUCGAAACCCUGAGGUCAUCGGCUGCGAACGAGCUCAGCCACAGGGACGUCGUAGAACUGGGCUGCUGACCGACACACGCCCCAGUGAAACUCUCGAGUAUCGUUUAGUACCACCGCAUGUCACCUGACAACACAGAACUGUCCGGGGCGCUCUAAAGUCUGCAUCAACUGUCGAAUAAUUGCACAAUUGCCAAAUCUCGGGCACGAGCUCAGAGGCUUUGCGAAUUGAAAGGACGGCGUGCGUGCCCAGCCCAGCGAAGAAACGAUGGUGGCGCUGUUCGGAGGCAGCCCGAGCUUCAGCACGGGGAAAAUGCGCGGCGGCGGUGGUGGAGGCGAGAUGUACCGGCUGGUGUCGUCCGUGGCAUCGGAGGCCAUGGGGAUUGGAAAGAGCUCCGAAGUGCUGACAGUCCUGGGAGGCAAGGCGUCGUGCCGCCGGAAGUUCGUGCUCAACCUGCAUUUGGUGGACGAGUACGGAAGCUUGGUGUCGCGGGACCUCAGCAUUGUGGCCUCUGUGGCAUACGCGCACGACCAGAGUCCAGUUGUCCGCGACGAGAAGCCGUUCCUGGCCGAACCUCCACUCUUCUCGACCUUCAAUGGGGUGGAGUUCCCGGCGCAGGAUCGGCCGACUCGCAUGGUCUCGGGCCGAGCAUCUUUCAAGCUCGCAAUUUCGCUGCUCUCGUCCAAGUGCGACAACCGACUCUUCUGCAUCUGCUUCACGCCGCAGGCCUCCCAGAGCGAUGCGGCUCCCCUCUGCGCCCCGUGCUACUCCAAACCCAUCCGAAGCAUUUCCCGCAAGAGAACGCAAUCCGCCCAAGCCUCUCCGGCGCCGCCCCUCCUCCUCCUCGCAGGCUUGGACGCCGCCCCUUCCUCGUCCGCGCGAUUCAUGCUCAACACCACCGCCAAGGCCGGAGGCUCCGUCGAGUCCGAUGGGCCCAAGUACGCAUCCCCUGAAACGAGCAACGAGAACGACGCCGCCGACGGGCCUGCGUCGCCCGGCGCUCGCCACCAUCUUCACGGCUGCUCGCGCUCGAGUUCUGUCACGAGCAUGCACUACCUCUCGCCUCCGUCUGCGGGCGCGAUGGCCCUGGACGACUACGGGGGAAAUCGGCGCAGGCCCACUGCGGACAGUGGCGGUGCGGCGGUGCUGGUUCUGCAUGAAUCCCUGUCCGGGCACAGCAAGGCUGGCAAUCUUGGGAAUCUGUCGGCGAGCGGAGCUGCGGACAGGUUCGGCGACACGGAUCCGAGCGGAAGCUCGAGCGGCAACAUGGCAUCGAUGUCUCGGAGUCCGGCUUCCUCGAGUCCUGUCAUGAAUAUGAACGACCCCAACAACGCCGUUCCCUGCUCCUUGUCGCUGCGGUUGUCGCCUUCGGAUUCUGGGAGCCCGACGUCGGGUGCGCUCACAUCCGAGAGCAGCUUCGAUAACAAAGACCCCGCCGUGAGGCCCAAGUCUUCAUCCUUGGCUGCCGGGAGCUCGCGGCCUUUCAGUGCGCCCUCCGUGCCCGUGGGCUGCACUGGCGCUCGACCUUUUCGUCCUUACGCUUCCGUGGGAGCAUGCAAGGUUCCCAUGGCUGAUUUUCAGCUCGGAACGGGAAUUUCGCUUGCCAGCGCUCCGCAAUCGGCUGCGACUUACAGCACCCGACAAUCGACUGCGUCGCUGAACGAGGCGGGCCACUCAAGUGCUGCAGCAUCGACGCACAAUCUUUUAGAAAGAGUUCAACAAUUACGGGCCGUCUCGCCGGGUAAUUCCGGGGGCAAAGGCGACCAGAUUCUGCACAACUUUUCCCUAGGCUCGUGCAACGGCGAUGACAAGUUUCCCUCUGCUUUGACGGAAAUUUCUCUGGAGGAGGAAGAGAAAUCUUUGCAGUACAUUGAGGUUAGCCUUCAGGAAGUGAGCAGAGACGUGCAGAGGAGGAAGGAAGAGCUGCGCUCGAAGCGUAGGAGGCUGAUGGAGGACGAGGCUCGCAUGCACUCGAUCAUUUUCCAAUCGUCUUCCUGGAUUGAGAGUCUCAGUGGCAGAUUCAGUCUGUGAAUUUCCUAGCUCAACAUUCUUCGGUUCGAAUCCGUCCCCGGCGACCAUAUAUUGUUUGGCAUGCAGUGUUCUUCUCUUUGGCCUCACGUCAAGGAACUUUCAUCACAAAGCUAGAUUCAAUCUGAGCUGCUUCUGAGCUGGGAUCAGGAACGGUGCUUCGAGCAUGUUCAUUCUUCACCAAAUUCAACGACACCUCUGCGAAUCAUGAUCAGGUAAAGGUUUUUUAGCGACUUCAAAUGCCUCCAAAAGCUGCUCGGAUCGAGUAGGCUUUCACUUUCGCAGUGAUCUGUAGAUUCUUCAUCUGUGCCCUGUUCGAACGAAAUUGAAUGACAUUCUGCUGGCCUCAUGGCCUGAAAUUUUCUCACUCAAGAUCGCUUUGAACAAUUCAUCCAUGAAAGUUCAUCGGUUUAUGGGAAACAUUAUUAGAGUAAGCCCUUCUUAGCUUAGAUCCUGGCCCGCAGGAAAAUGUAGUCACUCGGUGUUCCCAAGUCGGAACAUUUGCAAACUUUGAUUACCUCACAUUAAUGAGGUCCUACUCGACCAUUCAGGUAGAACUUCUCCCCGGUCAAGAGAAACCGAUUUUUCGGAUCAUGUUUUAAUUUAUUUCUCCCAAAAGCUUGACAUUGUGU
This is a messenger RNA of Marchantia polymorpha subsp. ruderalis, 3377 nucleotides long. The record is from the annotation of a GenBank genome assembly. Lineage: Eukaryota; Viridiplantae; Streptophyta; Marchantiopsida; Marchantiales; Marchantiaceae.